AUGCAUUUGAUGUACACUUUGGGCCCUGACGGCAAGCGUAUAUACACGUUGAAGAAAAUCACCGAGGAUGGUGAAAUCACCAAGUCGGCUCAUCCUGCCAGAUUUUCGCCCGAUGACAAGUACUCGAGACAAAGAGUGACUUUGAAGAAGAGAUACGGCAUGUUGCCCACCCAAAACUAG
Molecule: messenger RNA, 180 nt
Organism: Meyerozyma guilliermondii ATCC 6260
Lineage: Eukaryota; Fungi; Ascomycota; Pichiomycetes; Serinales; Debaryomycetaceae
Gene: NOP10
Product: snoRNP complex protein
Exons: 1
Coding region: 1-180 (59 amino acids)
Biological process (GO): ribosome biogenesis; rRNA pseudouridine synthesis; positive regulation of telomerase RNA localization to Cajal body
Cellular component (GO): box H/ACA telomerase RNP complex; box H/ACA snoRNP complex
Molecular function (GO): box H/ACA snoRNA binding; telomerase RNA binding
Source: RefSeq, a predicted model, not a curated record